This is a messenger RNA of Quercus robur (English oak), 1794 nucleotides long. RefSeq lists its product as uncharacterized. The coding region runs from base 148 to 1632 and encodes 494 amino acids. The record is from RefSeq and is a predicted model, not a curated record. The transcript is spliced from 13 exons. Gene Ontology annotation, molecular function: protein binding. NCBI's taxonomy places the organism in Eukaryota, Viridiplantae, Streptophyta, Magnoliopsida, Fagales, Fagaceae.
GGUACUCUCCAUCCAUCAAACAUCCCGGCACCAUUGUGGAUCUAGUAAUCCAAUUGCCAAACACGGGGAAUAGUAAAAGCUGCUGCAACAAGCUAUUCCAACCCCAUCCCCCGAUUUAGAUUUGAGAAAGAGAGAGAUCCGUCAUCCAUGGCGGGCGUGUCACUCAAGUGCGGUGACUGUGGAGCCCUGCUGAGGUCUGUAGAGGAAGCCCAGCAACACGCAGAGCUGACUUCCCACUCCAGCUUCUCCGAGUCCACCGAGGCCGUCCUCAACCUUGUCUGCACCACUUGUGCCAAACCAUGCCGAUCCAAAACGGAAACUGAUUUGCAUACCAAAAGAACUGGGCAUACUGAGUUUGUUGACAAGACUGCUGAGGCCGUGAAACCAAUAAGUUUGGAGGUUCCAAAGUCUGUUGCCGACUGUGCCAAUGCCAGUACUAGCCACCCUGAAGAAAUGGUUGUGCCUGAAGUUGACAAAAAACUGCUUGAGGAACUUGAAGCAAUGGGCUUCCCAACAGCGCGAGCAACCCGUGCACUUCAUUAUAGUGGCAAUGCUAGUCUUGAGGCUACUAUUAAUUGGAUAGUAGAACAUGAGAAUGACUGUGAUAUUGAUCAAAUGCCCUUGAUACCUGUUAAUACAAAAGUUGAGGCUCCAAAACCUUCUCUUACGCCAGAAGAACUCAAAGCCAAACAACAGGAGCUAAGGGAAAAGGCUCGCAAGAAGAAAGAAGAGGAGGAGAAGAGAAUGGAAAGAGAGAGGGAAAAGGAGAGAAUUCGAGUGGGCAAAGAACUCCUAGAAGCAAAGAGAAUUGAGGAGGAAAAUGAAAGAAAACGGAUAUUGGCCUUGCGAAAAGCAGAGAAAGAGGAAGAGAGAAGGGCUAGGGAAAAAAUUCGGCAGAAAUUGGAAGAAGACAAGGCAGAAAGAAGGCGGAAGCUUGGAUUGCCACCAGAGGAUCCUUCAGCUGUAAAACCUUCUGCACCUGUUGUGGAGGAGAAAAAGAGCUCUUUGCCGGUUAGGCCUGCCACAAAAGCAGAGCAAAUGAGAGAGUGUUUGAGAUCUCUUAAGCAAAAUCACAAGACUCAGAUUUGCCAAUAUUGGAGCAUGCACCAUCAUCGGCAAAGGAGGAAAUCACCACCAUGUUCACCGGCACCACCUCAACAAGAAUAUGAGACUUGGGGUCAGCUUGGGAAAGAGAUGAGACACUUGGCACAUUUGGGAGCACUAUUGAAGGACUUCUCACGUGAUUGGGGUGUAAAGAAGAGGCUGGCUGUUGGGCUUUGGGCUUUUGAACAGACCCAAUAUGGCCCAAGAAGCUAUCCCGAGGCUUCCAAGCAGGAUGAUGAUGCUAAAGUGAAGCGAGCAUUCCAGACUCUCCUGACUUAUGUAGGAAAUGUUGUCAGGAAUCCUGCUGAGGAAAAAUUCAGAAAGAUCAGACUCAGCAACCAAUCUUUUCAUGAAAGAGUUGGUGCAUUGCAAGGGGGCAUUGAGUUUCUUGAGCUGUGCGGGUUUGAGAAAAUUGAAGGGGGGGAGUUCUUGCUUAUCCCCAGGGACAAGGUUGACAUGGCUGUGCUAAAUUCAGCUGGGGCUGAGCUGGACUCUGCAAUAAAAAAUCCCUUUUUUGGAGUUCUUUGAUUCGUAUAGAUUCGUCAUGUGUGAAAUGGUUGUUAUAAGUUAAAUAAAUAUAUUUUUUGUUGUGCUGUCUUCAGCUCAAGGUCUUGUUUUGCUUGAUUCUGAGAUUAUGGUCCCAUGUUUCAAUUUAAAUUUGAAUGAAAUUAUGAGCAUCUUUACUGUUAA